AUGAAAAAAUCUACUACUAAUAAUACAAGAUCUAAAUCUACAUUUGCUUUUGGAUCAUCAACAGAAAGAGAUUUAUCUUAUAUUAAUAAUUGUCCGAAAUCAUUAAGGGGUAUUGGAAUAUCAACAUCAAAUAAUGAAAUUUGUAAAGCAAUUGGCCCUAAAGAAGAAAAAGAUAUGAAGAAAAUUAUAAGACAGGCACGCUCUAUGACACCAAAAAAUGGUAUGUUUUAA
Strongyloides ratti is the source of this 231-nucleotide messenger RNA. RefSeq lists its product as hypothetical. The transcript has a single exon. The record is from RefSeq and is a predicted model, not a curated record. Bases 1 to 231 code for a protein of 76 amino acids. Lineage: Eukaryota; Metazoa; Nematoda; Chromadorea; Rhabditida; Strongyloididae.